GGAGAUGAAGCCACCGUGGCAGAGCUUGAGAUGAGGGUUGAGGACUUUGACACAGAUGAGUGGUGGAUAGAUGACAAGAUCAUCCAGACCCCGCUGAGCUUGCAGUCCAAGAAACUCGCACAGCCAGAUAUUACCCGUUUUCACAACCCAUACGCUGGGGUUUCUGGCGCCUGGCAGCUUACGGAGACGGUUGAAGACUUUCUUGUCCGCCUUCCGCCAGCCACUUCGGAUGAGGCCAAGGUUGGCUCAUGGAUCUUCAUUUGCAAUCCGUACAUCGACCGCAAGCGUAAACACGAUGCCCAGAACCAGCGAAUCAAGGGCUGCGAGGACGAGGCGCCCGAGGAAGAAGGGGCCGACCUAAUGCGAUUUUGCCAAGGCGGGGAGGAGAGACUUCAUCUCGUUACAGAUUUCCAUCUGACAUUGAAUAAGGCUCUGAUGACGCCGGCUAUGCGUACUCGUGAAAUGAACAAGGCUGCGUUGGAUGCAUCCAAUGACAUACUGAACUUGGCCCAGGCAUUGCAUGUCAGAUCCGGAAAGUGGAUGCUCUUUUGUUCAGUUCAUACAGUGAACGAGGUCUGGGGCAUUGUUGCAAAGGCUACGUCGAACAACGAGUUGGGAAUUGCCGCUAAAGUGGCUACAAGAUGGAGGGACGAUACCAGAACAGAACGUUUAGUCUGUGUAUACACUGCCGACUUUGCGGACAAGCGUGAUGUUGAGAGGGUUGCCUUGAAGCUCCAGGAGCUGGGUCUGGUGCAACCCCGUGGGAAGCCUUACGUUAGAUUGUGACUCACACCGGAGAUUUGUUACUCUUGAUCCUCGAGCAUACAUUUAGCCUAUCUGAGUUCUGUUGUUUACACGGUUACAGAUGCAUACACUUACUUGGGG
This is a messenger RNA of Truncatella angustata, 885 nucleotides long. RefSeq lists its product as uncharacterized. Lineage: Eukaryota; Fungi; Ascomycota; Sordariomycetes; Amphisphaeriales; Sporocadaceae. Bases 31 to 786 code for a protein of 251 amino acids. The transcript has 2 exons. The record is from RefSeq and is a predicted model, not a curated record.